UCCCUUAUCUUUUCAAAAGUCAGUCUCCCUCAAUUAUCAUUAGGUUUCCAGGAAGAAAAAAAAAACAAGUAAUUUCCAUUGUUCCUCUUUUGCAAAGAAUAUUUCCUUUUUACAAAGCAAUAAUAACUAAUAUUAUUUUGAAAAAAAACUUGUUAAAAACCCUCUUACAUCAUCCAAGGCUUAGACAUGCAUUCACACACGCGCUCACAUAUAUAGCUUCUCGUGGUGACGGUCUCACUUUAGGGUUUUUUCUUGUUGGUCUCUUUAAUUUGUUGGGUCUUUUUGUUUCCUCUUCUGUUUUUUAAAUAUAUAUACACUAAAAAGAGUAGUGAUUAUAUAAGAAAUGGAGUCUGGAAAGAUAUUUGGAUCUGAUGAGGAUUCUCGCAGCUGUGAAUCUGGAUGGACAAUGUAUCUGGCCUCACUCUCUGAUGAUCAUGACCAAGACUGUUACUAUGAUGAUGAUGGUGACGAAGAUAGUGAUGGUGGUGAUUCAAUGGACUCUGAUGCAUCUUCUGGUCCCAUGGAAGCCACAGCAAAUCUGAAACUUACUCAAGAGAUCGCCGAGCAAAACUCUACAAAGAAAAAGAAUAAGAAGACUAUUGAAGAUACGGUUCUGGUGGACACUAGGGUUCACAACAACAAUCAUGAUGAUGAUGAUGAUGGUCGUGAUAAUCAUGAACUUGAUCAUGAUGAUGGUAAUGAUAGCUAUAGUGCAGUUCAUAGUUACAUUGGUUCGGUUAGACAAGAAGGGCUAAUUUGAUUUUAUGAUUUCAUGUUUAUGUUUACUUAAUUUAUGUUCCAGUGUUUUCUAUUUAUAUGAUCGAA
Messenger RNA from Brassica oleracea var. oleracea, 825 nucleotides. RefSeq lists its product as uncharacterized. The record is from RefSeq and is a predicted model, not a curated record. Bases 344 to 760 code for a protein of 138 amino acids. Lineage: Eukaryota; Viridiplantae; Streptophyta; Magnoliopsida; Brassicales; Brassicaceae. The transcript has a single exon.